Messenger RNA from Botrytis porri, 1215 nucleotides. RefSeq lists its product as uncharacterized. The transcript is spliced from 5 exons. NCBI's taxonomy places the organism in Eukaryota, Fungi, Ascomycota, Leotiomycetes, Helotiales, Sclerotiniaceae. The record is from RefSeq and is a predicted model, not a curated record. The coding region runs from base 140 to 949 and encodes 269 amino acids. Gene Ontology annotation, cellular component: membrane. Gene Ontology annotation, molecular function: serine-type endopeptidase activity.
CACUCAGCGCAUCGAUUCUCGAACGAUGCUGCAAGGCCCUUUUAAGCUUUCAAGAAGUGAUACCUAAGUCGUUGAAUAUUCAAAAUCUGCCAUAAAUCUUUCCCAAAGGCGACACAACCGGAAUCCCGCAAAAUCCACGAUGGCGAUUACUUUACCCCAAUUUGGCGCAACUCGUCUACGAUCAUACAUCCUCCGUUUACCUUUAUUCACGAGAUGUAUAAUAGCAAUCAUAUUCAUAUUAUGGCUUGUCAGUCUGCAGUCAGCUUGGGACCUUCAGAAAUGGGGUGGCUUGUAUCCGAAUGAGAUUGGGUUACAGUCGAUGUAUCGCACAAAUACCUUCCCAUUGAUACAUAUGGGGUUUCUACAUAUGAUAAUGAACACCAUUGCUCUAACACCAUUGCUGGAGAGGUUUGAGGCGGAAUAUGGGACAUUGACUACGUUGGCAUUAUUCAUGGGCCCUCUGUCGACGAUUCCUGCAUUAAUAUAUACAUUCGUGGAAAGGGGAAUCUUCCACAUGAACACAGGAGUGAUGGGUGCCAGCAUUUGGGUUUUUACUCUACUUGCAAUGGAAGCGAUCAAGACAUAUAAAACAAAUCCAAACUUUGUAUUGGGAACAGUACACAUUCCAACAUGGACCACACCAAUUAUCCUUACACUAUUCAUAUCAUUCUUGGUACCGCAUACUAGCUUCCUUGGGCAUCUUUGCGGGCUUCUUUUUGGUUACGGAUGGGGCCUGGGCUAUCUCAAAUUCUUAGCUCCACCAGAGAAGAUUCUUAGAUGGAUUGAGGGCAAAAUGAAUCUCUUAGGACGAUUACCACAUUACGUUUCGGUUGACCAAAAAACCUUUGGAAGAUAUGGACUGUUACCUACUACCAACAAUCCUAUUAUUUCACCGGAAACAAAUAUUGCGCUAGGAUUUCCUGGCCAGGCACAGCGAUUGGGACCUUAGAAGAUUGUACUUAUCAGUUAAGGAUUUCCCUUCUCUCUGUAUAAAGACUACGCAUAAUACGGAGUUUGGAUGUUCUGGGAGCGAUCAUGUUUUGAAGUAAAAACGGUGGAAAUGGCAUAUGACACACGGCUUCGGGUUCUACUUUAACAUCUGUGGUAGACAAACCACUGGUAGCUUAAGGAAGUAUGGAUAAAUUUAUAAUUGUAAGCUUUUUAAUGACAACUACAUAACUAGAUAAAGCUAUUUGAUCUCCGCCAGAUUGCGGC